AUGGGAGAUUCAUCAUAUAAUAAUACAUUCUUCACUGUGUUGCUGAUUCUUUCUUUACUACUACUAUUCACAACAAACUCCGAAUCGACGGUCUUCAACGUUCUUGAUUACGGCGCAGUCGGAAAUGGACUAACUGAUGAUACAAAUGCAUUUGCAAAUGCAUGGAAAGCUACGUGCGCAUCUUCUUCGUCUUCGUCUCCGAUGAUGCAUGUUCCUUCUGGCAAGACUUUUUUUGUCCAGCCAUUGGAAUUCGACGGUCCGUGCGAAUCCGACACUAUUAUUGUUGAGAUAGAAGGGAAUUUUGUGGCGCCUAGUGAUCCGUCGAGCUGGGAUUGCGGAAAAAAUGAUUGCGAGAAUUGGAUUUCUUUCCGUAGAGUCGAUGGUCUUAGGGUUAGUGGGCAUGGCAGCUUCGAUGGCCGUGGACAAAAAUGGUGGGAUGGAAAGACUCUGGAGAUUGCAAGCUCGGACGAUGUUCGAUUAGGAGAUGGUCUGAGAUUUAAGGACAGUCCUAGGGUUCACCUUGUUCUUAACUCUUUACGAAACGCUUAUGUGUCGCACGUAUCUAUAGAAGCUCCCGAAAGUAGCCCUAACACCGAUGGCAUUCGUGUUUCCAGCUGCACUAAUGUUCAUAUUGACCAUACUCGAAUCGGGACUGAUUUUAUUGACAUUAGGGGAUGA
Molecule: messenger RNA, 678 nt
Organism: Erythranthe guttata (spotted monkey flower)
Lineage: Eukaryota; Viridiplantae; Streptophyta; Magnoliopsida; Lamiales; Phrymaceae
Source: RefSeq, a predicted model, not a curated record